Molecule: messenger RNA, 639 nt
Organism: Silurus meridionalis
Lineage: Eukaryota; Metazoa; Chordata; Actinopteri; Siluriformes; Siluridae
Exons: 5
Coding region: 1-612 (203 amino acids)
Biological process (GO): immune response; neutrophil chemotaxis; positive regulation of ERK1 and ERK2 cascade
Cellular component (GO): extracellular region
Molecular function (GO): chemokine activity; CCR chemokine receptor binding
Source: RefSeq, a predicted model, not a curated record
AUGUACUCCAACAGUCAUUUGGUUCUGCUGGUCCUACUGGUGAUCACUUGCUUUCAUUCCAAAACUGUGGCCAAAGAUGAACUCAUGAAUCAGUUUUGUUUAAACACUGAUGAACCUGUACACAUGGAUUCCUCAACAGUACAAGGUCACGGAAUCUCCACAACUUUCUCUAAUUUAGCUACAACAAAUACAGCUAAACAGGAUCACACAGAACAACCACACACCACACAAUCACGUGGACGUUCAGAUACACCUGUACACAUGGAUUCGUCAACAGUCAAAUGUCAAAAAAUCUCUACAACCUUUUUCAAUUUAGCUUCAACAAAUCCAGCUCAACAGGAUCACACACAACAGCUACAACCUGUAGAAUCAUAUGGACGUUCAGACUCAGUGAAACUAACAGCAUGCUGUUUCAGUUACUAUGAGAGUCCAAUCCCUAUCAGAGUCAUUACAGGGUAUAAAGUAACAGGCCGUCACUGUACUAUACCUGCAGUCGUCUUUACCCUGAAGAAGAACCAUCAGGUGUGUGUAGAUCCUGAACAUAAAUGGGUGCAGCACCACAUGAGAAUUAUUGACAAGAUCCUGAAUAAAAGACUGAACAAACCUCAAUAAAGUGUGUAAAUACUGAUGUGACUUUUC